Dermochelys coriacea (leatherback sea turtle) is the source of this 2674-nucleotide messenger RNA. It is a transcript of the gene GSG1L, whose product is annotated as GSG1 like. The record is from RefSeq and is a predicted model, not a curated record. NCBI's taxonomy places the organism in Eukaryota, Metazoa, Chordata, Testudines, Dermochelyidae. The transcript has 7 exons. Gene Ontology annotation, cellular component: plasma membrane. The coding region runs from base 473 to 2281 and encodes 602 amino acids.
CAAAUGACUUUGAUGGCAUGCAGAAGCAGCCCCUGCUGUCUGUCUCCUGCUUGAUUUUGGAGUCAAGUACAAUGUAGUCCCACAGCCUGCAGGUGUCUCCCCCUGGAGAAGGCUGCAUAGCUCCUCAGCAUCAUGUGUGUUACGCUAGCAGAUGUUCACUUGCACUUCAUGCUGCCUCUGAGACAGACCUUAUGUGAUCCUUUCAGCACUCUUAGCCACGACACAUACCACAAUACAGCUACAUUUCUGCUGGCUGCAGCUGCUCUUGUAACACACCAAGACGGGAUUUCAAAUAAAGAGGAAAAUGGGAGGAUGGCUGCAGCAUUUCCUUCAAUGUUUCAGCAACAGAUUGGAAGAAGCUGAGAGUUUCUGUGACUGGAAAACCACAUUCUGAAUUGUGACGGGCUUUGAAUUUCCCAGCCCCAAAAAUCCACAUUUGAUUUCUUUUCUCUGCAGGAGUGGGUGGGUUACCAUGAAGACAAACCGAAGAUGCAGAGCCCUCCUAGCAGUGAGUCUGAACCUGAUGGCUCUCCUCUUCUCCACCACAGCCUUCAUCACAACCUACUGGUGUGAAGGGACUCAGAGGGUCCCCAAGCCAAACUGUGGGAAAGACAAGAAGACAAAUUGCCUCAACUACAGUGGGAAUGAGACGGCCAAUGAGACAAACCAGAAUGUGGUGCAUUAUAGCUGGGAGACGGGGGAUGACCGCUUUCUCUUCCGGUAUUUCCACACUGGGAUCUGGUACUCCUGUGAGGAAAAUAUCAAUGCUGCUGGUGAAAAAUGUCGAAGUUUUAUUGACCUUGCCCCGGCUUCUGAGAAAGGUGUCCUGUGGCUUUCGGUCAUAUCUGAAGUGUUGUACAUCACGCUGUUAGUCGUUGGGUUCAGCCUCAUGUGCCUAGAGCUCUUUCAUUCGAGUAAUGUGAUAGAUGGGCUCAAGCUAAAUGCCUUUGCCGCUGUCUUCACUGUGCUGUCAGGUCUGUUGGGGAUGGUGGCUCAUAUGAUGUACACCCAAGUUUUCCAAGUGACAGUCAGCCUUGGACCAGAAGAUUGGAGACCACAUUCAUGGGACUAUGGCUGGUCCUUCUGUCUGGCGUGGGGUUCUUUCACCUGCUGCAUGGCUGCCUCAGUCACUACAUUGAACUCUUAUACUAAGACUGUAAUUGAGUUCAGACACAAGCGCAAAAUCUUUGAGCAGGGCUUUCGAGAGGAGCAGACCUUCCUAGACCAGGAGGCAAUCAAGUACUUCAGAGAAAGGGCAGCGCAACACUCAGCUAUAAACGUUACUAAAGUGAGAAGGACCAGGAGUAGCCACAAUGCUCAGAAAACAUCCCCAUGUUCUACAUCGAGCUCCUCCAGCGAUACAUCAACCAAUGCCUCGCUUUCAUCAGAGCCUGUCAGCCAGACCUCCAUGUGGCAGAACCCAACCAUGCUGGAAGCUGUUCACAUCACUCAAUUGGCCCCAAGAGUAGUAUCAAGACCUAGAACAUUGGAGCAAAUGAAUCCAAAACUAGCAACAUCAGGUUCCAGUCCAACCAAUCCAAGGCCAAAUACAUCAUCUUAUUCCGCCAGCCUCAGACCUAAUCUAACAUCCAGCUCAGCCAAUCCACAGCAAGACCCAGAAUCCCAGGCAGGACUCAAUCUGACCUCCUCAUAUUCCUGUAGUCCUCACACAGCACAAACUCUACAAGCCUCACCAUCAGACCACACAGUGAUUCCAAGCAGGAAAAGCACAAGGCCUAAAGUGACAGUGAACCCCAGUGAUAGCUUGCAAUCUGCUGGCUACUCCAAUUCUGGGUCCACACCUACAGGAAGGCGUCUUGAACCGACUCAUGAAGAUCCCCUUUGCAAAAGCAGGAGAUUUGUAACCCUGAAGGAAUUCCAAGCCAUGGAGAGAGAACUGGAUGAUGUAAAAGAAGAACUGAAAUGCCUGAAGUGGAAGGUGAGACAUAUUGGUGAGACUGUUCCACCUCGCACAGAAGACAGCAAGCGUUACAGUGGCUAUACCCUGACUGAGCUUAAGGCAAUGGUGCAGUUUGAAAAUGACCCUUACAAAGCGGCACACAAAAUCCUAACUGCUCUCUUCAGUGAUGUGUACUUGCUGCAGCACUCUGUCACUGAACAGGCCUGCAAUUCAAACUCAGCCCCCAUGCCCAAGAUAGACCCGGAGCUGUACAUGGUGUACUGCAACAUUCUGAAAAGCCUAUUCCCGGGAAUUAGCAGCCAAACCCUGCGAGAAAAGACACAGCGUGUGCAGAAAAGAAUCCAGAAAGACGUCCAAUAAAACCAAGCAAAUCCAGCAUCUACAGAGGCCCAGAAACUCUGCAUUCUGUACAGAUUUCAGAGCAUUAAAUUGUGACAUUGUAUGUUACCUCUAUCUGCAAAUGCUUGGUGAGCUCUGAGUCUGUCACGCUACCCUUUCCUGAGGAGACAGGCCGGGAAGACUUUCUGUGCAGCUUUACAUUUGAAAGAAAAUGGCCCCUUAGAACUUCUUUCGACAUACUGAUGUUCCCUUGGUUCCAGCAGCAGCAAAUGCUGCCAAAAUAAGCCAAAGAAGGCACUGUGUGUGAGGGAAAGGGCCUCCUCUCAUGGCUCCAUGGAACAUGGCUCUCAUCUGGAUCCCAGCGCCCAGCUAGUUUCUAUUUUCUAUAGUGCGUCAUUCAUUAAAUUGCAUCAA